This is a messenger RNA of Rasamsonia emersonii CBS 393.64, 408 nucleotides long. RefSeq lists its product as uncharacterized. Gene Ontology annotation, cellular component: DASH complex; mitotic spindle. Gene Ontology annotation, biological process: attachment of spindle microtubules to kinetochore. The transcript has 2 exons. The coding region runs from base 1 to 408 and encodes 135 amino acids. The record is from RefSeq and is a predicted model, not a curated record. Lineage: Eukaryota; Fungi; Ascomycota; Eurotiomycetes; Eurotiales; Trichocomaceae.
AUGGCCGAGGACAAUGACCUGGACAUCGGGGCCAGCACGACUCCUGGAGGCGAUCCCAAUCCCGGCGCUGCGGCGAGAAACCCUCUCCUGGAACCGUCGAACCCGCUCGUGACGGAUUUGGAGCAGGAGGUUCUGGAUGAGUAUGCGCGGUUGCUGGAUAAUCUGCAUAAGUUAUCCUCUUCCCUGGCCGACCUAGCCGGAUCCCCAGCCUCCCUGACCCUCGACGGCCUGCGCAUGCUAGAACGCAAGACGGCGACCGUAUACACGCUCCUGAAAGCGAGCGUGUACAGCAUCGUGUUGCAGCAGCAGAUCAUCAACGAUGGGGAAGCGAACCCUGGUGGUGGUGGUGGUGGUGGUGAUGUCCAGUCGAUGUCGAUGUUGGAGGGCGAUGAUACGGUUACCAAUUGA